Messenger RNA from Cooperia oncophora, 351 nucleotides. NCBI's taxonomy places the organism in Eukaryota, Metazoa, Nematoda, Chromadorea, Rhabditida, Trichostrongylidae. The record is from the annotation of a GenBank genome assembly.
AUGCUGCGACUUGCUAUUCUGCUUCUUCUCAUAUCUUCAUGUAUGGCGUUACUGGGCUUCCUCGGAAGAGAACAAUCGGUAGCUGUUACUGGACGACUCAUUUGUGAAGGAAGACCGGCGUACGAUGUUAAGGUGAAACUGUACGAUAAGGAAGUCGUGCUCGAUAGCAAGCUGGGCCAAACUCGCACGAACAGGAAUGGUGAGUUCAGGGUGUCAGGACACAAGAGAGAAUUCAGCACCAUUGAUCCGAAAGUGAACAUUUACCACAAGUGCAACUAUCGUGGAGUGAGUUUUCGAUAUCCUUAUGGUUCCAUAUCGAUUCGCCCACUGGGUAAUAACUUUUCACUGUAG